AUGAGCACUCGUUGUCGAUUCUGCUCGGGCUUGUCCGUGGAGGCCUUACUUAAACUUGUAAAACACGAAUUCUCAGGCCACGAGUUUCCUGCUUCAGCUUACUACCAGCACCAUAGCACGUUUUGUGAUUUAGAACAGGCGGCGCACGCUGGCUGUGAAUUGUGCUCGCUCAUAGUUGAAUGCUUCAAGGGAAUCCCAUGGACAAGGGGCGAGAGUUAUCAAUUCUCAUCCUAUAAAUGGGAAAAGGCAGAAGUAGAUAUUGAAGAUUCGGCUUAUACUGCGGCGAAGCAGGUUGCUUUGUCCGACGUAAAGCUGAGUAUUGGUACUGACCAUGUCUAUCUCGGGGAUGGUUUGGACAAAGUUCGAUCUUUUAACACUCUCCUGGUUCAAGUCGGUCCGACAGAACUCCCGGAAGAGAGCGAUGAUUAUGCAUUUCCUUUCCUCACCCUUUCGUUAAGCGACCGAGACAAUCCUGUGAAAAUUGAAGGCUUCAGAAUUGGGCGUUGCAAGGUCCACCCAAAUUUGGGCUCUCCCCAUCAGUUUAAAAUAGCAAGACGCUGGCUUCAUGAAUGUCGGGCACACCAAGCGUGUUUGGUGAACAAGGUCCCAGAGCUUCCCACCCGCGUGGUGGAUAUUGGGCCACCAAACACUACCUCUCUACCGCGAGUAUUUGUUUCUCAAGGAGCAAGAGCGGAUUAUAUUGCACUGAGCCAUUGCUGGGGUGGCAGAAUAGAGUCUGUUCUUACCACGAAGACGUAUCACGACUACCAGCAGGCGUUGCCGAUCUCUGACAUAUCUGCUAAUUUUAAGGAUACUUUUCGCAUUGCAAGGGAGCUCGGAAUCCGAUAUGUAUGGAUUGAUUCAUUAUGUAUUAUUCAGGACUCAAAAGAGGACUGGGAGGUGGAAUCCAGCAAGAUGGGAGCUGUAUAUCGCAACGCAACCUUGACUGUCUCGGCCCUUGUUUCAGCAAAAAGUACCGUAGGGAUCUUGAAGAACAAUGAAAAUAGUUUCUACGGAUCUCCGAAGAGUGCAAAACUUCAGGUUUACGACGACAGUUCAAAAAUUGAGCAGGUCGAGGUUGACUGGAAGUCGCAAGAAGAAGAAAACUUACGUCGUUUAAUGAACGACUGUGCACUCACUUCACGAGGCUGGACUUUACAGGAGUAUAUUUUGUCUCCCAGGAAUCUUCUCUACGGGAAAAGCAAAAUAUACUGGCGCUGUCCAACUAUGAUGAUAUCAGCCGAUGAUACACCAGAAGGAAAUCAGUUUCCAGAUCAAAAAUUUCGGAAAGCUUCAGAAGUCAUUUACUCCGACAUAUUGGCCGUGCCAACCAAAAUCGAAGCAGAGAUAAAAGCUGUUCUUGAAGACUAUUACGAAUUGGCAGAGACCUAUUCUGCGCGUCAACUGACCUAUGGGUCGGACAAAUUUGCGGCAUUCGCUGGUGUAGCUCAAAUGAUACACCCAUCGAUCGGUGGACAGUACCUUGCGGGCCUUUGGACAGCUGAUUUCAAGCAUGGGCUACUGUGGUAUGCAGAAAUGACCUCUUGCCGUCAUGUUGAAUCUCACGGAGCUCCGUCCUGGUCGUGGAUGGUAACCGAUGCCUCUAUUCUGUUUUCUAGAACGAGAAUCUUUGAGGCGACUCCAUUUGAUGUCAAAAUCUGUCAAUACGAUGGUAUUUCUCAAGAUGCAGUCAAACAAUUUGGUCAUAUUAAAUCAGCCUCGGUGGUCGUGGAAGGACUCACGAUGCCUUUGAUACGGAGCAAACAA
Messenger RNA from Trichoderma virens Gv29-8, 1767 nucleotides. RefSeq lists its product as uncharacterized. The transcript has 2 exons. The record is from RefSeq and is a predicted model, not a curated record. The annotation marks the transcript as partial. Lineage: Eukaryota; Fungi; Ascomycota; Sordariomycetes; Hypocreales; Hypocreaceae.